AUGGAUUCCAUGGCAUCAGAAUCUACUUCAACUCCAGUUUCAAGGUCGAGGAUGAAAUUGUUGCCGACUGAACCGGAUUUAAUAGCGCACUCCAAGCCCGCGGUGGGCACCAGCGCUUUCUCAACCACGCCGCCGAUGCCAGCUUACGUCGGGCGUGAAUUUUCAGGCCAGCAACCGUCUUCCAAUGCGCAUAUCCUAGAGGCCAAGACGUUGCGGAGAAAGAACUUCAAGAAGCUUUCGCUAGAUGCGUCGCCCGUUAAGAGCGAAGUUCCCGUGUUUGACGACUUUGACCAGAUACGGCAGUCACAGUCGCUACGACUGUCGAGACAGCGACCUGCGCCCAUGCUCAACUUGGCCAACACAUCGCCAUUCACAUCCACAUCCACCGGCAUAAUCCCUCCCGAGUCGCGGAAACUAUCGCCGGGUGAAAUAGUCAGCCAAACUUUGAAUCGGCCUUUGCUGGCGAAAGAGGCUGCGUCUGGCACCACUGCCAUGGGGCUAUUCGAUAUAAAUGGGAGCAAUAGAGACGUUGACCCUGAACUGCGCGCGUCAGCAGCACUCAUCAUGAAUCAAAUUUCCAAUCUCGAUUUGAAUAGUCGGCAUUUGAAGAAAAACGGUGGCAAUGUUUCUGCAACUUCAACAACAACAACAUCCUCCACGCGCGGAAAUCGUAAACGUCAGACCAUCAUCUCAUCCAUCUCACCCAAUGCAUCGAAAUCUGCAUCGCCGUUGGAACCAAAACCUCAGAUUUCCCUCGACAAACUCUCGGGGAGUCAGUCCCCUCUUGCUACUACAACGACGGGCGGGCUCAAAUUGCGUAACCUGGACCUAAUAACAUUGAAGCAAUUGGGACUGGGCAACUCUGGAACGGUGUCAAAAGUGCUACAUCUACCCUCGCAAAAGACGAUGGCCAAAAAAAUCAUCCAUUUCGAUCUGAAAAGCGUUGUGCAGACUCAAAUCAUCCGCGAGCUACGAAUCUUGCACGAGUGCUCGUCCCCCUAUAUAAUUGAAUUCUACGGUGCAUUUGUGCCUAGUCCCAACACCGUGGUCAUCUGCAUGGAAUAUUGCAACUGCGGCUCACUAGAUAAGAUCAUCCCCUUGUGCGAACACCAACAGUUUCCCCUUUUCGUGUUGAAGAAACUUUCCUAUGCCAUCCUUUCCGGGUUGUGCUACUUGUAUACCACGCACAAGAUCAUCCAUCGGGACAUCAAGCCGAACAAUGUGCUCAUGACCCACAAGGGCGAGUUCAAAUUGUGCGAUUUUGGCGUUUCGCGAGAAUUGACGAAUUCGCUAGCGAUGGCGGACACCUUUGUCGGGACAUCGAUGUACAUGUCCCCCGAAAGGAUCCAGGGUUUGAACUACGGCAUCAAGUCCGACGUGUGGUCAAUGGGGUUAUUGUUGAUUGAACUCGCCAGCGGGAUGCCGGUAUGGCAAGACGAUGAUGAUGAAGACGACGAAUAUGAUGAAUUGAGCGGGGCUCGGAGAAGUGCCUCGUCGAAUGAGGGACCGGAGGGUAUAUUGGACUUGCUACAGCGGAUCGUCAACGAGCAAGCUCCGUCGCUAAAGAACAAAAUCAACCCGGUGUCUCGUAAACCGUACGAUUCGCAGCUUGCGGAUUUCAUCGAUUCGUGCUUGGUUAAAAAUGACGUUGAGCGCAAGUCACCUUAUCAGUUGCUCGAUGACCAAACUGGGUUCCUUUGCGGGGUCGCUGAUGAGAAAUACGACGCUGAGCACAAGCUUUGGGCGAAACGGAUCAGGAAAUUGAAUAAGGAAAAGUACGAGACGGAAACGUAA
This is a messenger RNA of Lodderomyces beijingensis, 1794 nucleotides long. The record is from the annotation of a GenBank genome assembly. NCBI's taxonomy places the organism in Eukaryota, Fungi, Ascomycota, Pichiomycetes, Serinales, Debaryomycetaceae.